UUAUGUCAGUCAACGGGCUUAACUCUUGUUGCUAAUAGCAACGUAAUUGUUGUUUUGUUGACUGUGACUAAUGUUUUAUUUUCCUUUGACGUAUGGAUACUUCUUCAGUUUGGAGAAGAAAAAACAAAGCUCUGAGUUGUUUUCCUCGGUUAAAUGCACCCGGACUACAUCUUCCCUCUGGUGCUGACCUCCGCCACCCAGGAGCUCUUUGGGUGCCGUGCUGACGAGGACCUCACAGAGGCUAGCCCUUACAAACUGCUGAAUAAAGAAGAUGUGGUGCAGGACAUGAAGACCAGGGCGGCAGUGUCAGAUUUCAGUCCCGUCAAGCAGUUUGUUCUGGACUACCCAGAUGAUGAGAUCCUGCUGGUGUUUGACAGGGAGUUCACCUAUGGGCAGAGCUUCUACCUGGCUCUCACACCUGAGGCCAAAGAAAGAAUCCUCCAUACACCGCAGGCCGCGGAGGCGCAGCCGGGAGAGGUUCAAGGGCAGGAGGAGUUGGUGGUGAAGAGCCCAGAGCCUCAGGCCUGGAUCCCUCUGGGAUCUGAGCUGGAGAUAGAAAAAGAUUCCACCAAAUUCUCUAGAGACAAGCUGAGAUACAGGGUCUCCAGGGCACGGAGGGACUUUGGAGCUCCCGUGAGUUUCUCUGACCACGUCGUGGUUGAUGACAUCCACAAGUGUGUCUCUUUCAAGGAUGAAAAGUUCACCAUCAAACUGAUGGAAAAGGAGUGCGAGGUUCAGGCCAUUCCCAUUCUAUCUAACAGCAGCGCUCAGACACAGUGGGAAUAUCCAAAGAAUAUGUGCACACAGUACGAACCGAGAGGGUUUAGUAUGGAAGAAAAAGAAAACUAUCGCCAAUCUGAGAAGCUGAGAAAGUUUAUGAACACAGUGGCCCCCAGUGUUUUCAGGGCCCUCCAACAGAACCACAUAAUGGACGUGUUCGUGGACGACUGGAGGACCCUGGGUGAAGAUGUGGGUGGGAAGGUGGAUACCCACCUCAAGGAAUACCAGUCCUUCACCGAUCUCAACUACAGCAAAGAUAAGACCAUCAGCCACAUCAACUGGCACCCCAGCAUCAAUGGUAUUGUGGCAGUGGCCAUGGUGGAGAGGGCCUCCCUUGAGGAACGCAUCGACAACUCCACUAAGCUGCUCCUAAAGCACCCCCUCGUUCUUUUCUGGAGUUUCUCUGACCCCAUCAAACCACAGUUGCUGCUGGAGUGCCCAGAUGAUGUCUUGGCCUUUGAGUUCUGCCCCUCUGAUCCAAAUAUUAUUGUUGGCGGCUGCAUGAACGGCCUGGUUGUCCUAUGGGACAUCUCCGCCCAUGUGGAUCGCCUGCAGGGAACACGUCCCUCUGGUGGCCGGAGCACCUCGGUCAGCACCGAAACUUUCGACCUUGAAGAAAAAAGGAAGAAUGACGUCCCUGUGGUGCACUACUGUGCCAUCUCUGCCAUUGAGAGCGGCCACAAAGCACCAAUUACAGACGUCCAGUGGCUUCCAGAAACCUUUGAGGUCAGUCGGAUGGGCGUACCGCUGGUAAACCCCAACACCGCGUGUGUUCAGCUUGUCACCUGCGCUCCUAACUGCUCCUUGAUGUUCUGGGAUAUCCGGGCUCAGAGGGUAGGGGUGCAGCCCCUGUCUGACAAGAAGCAGAGGGUGGAGGACAACCCCUACAGCGUCCUGGACACCUUCAGCCACCUGAACCUCACCUGGAAACCGCUGUUAAAGGUGACUCUGCCGAGGAUUGAUAGUAGUGCAGCACGGCUCCCAUACAGCCCCUUGAAGUUCAGCUUGCAACACAACUGCCGGGACAGACUCGCAGAAAGAGGCGAGACCCCCCUGGAUUACAGUAACCUCCGAGUGACUUCAGCAAAGAACCCCAAACCUCUGGGAGACUUCAACACCAAGUUCUAUGUCGGCACAGAGGACGGGGAGCUGAUCCACACUGACUGGAAGCUGGAGAAAGAUAAUGACUCUGGGAGGCUGUUCAGUUGCAAACCAUUGACAUAUGUCAUAGCCCAUGACGGCUUGAUAAACACAGUGCAGCGGUCUCCCUUCUUCAAAGAUAUUAUUCUCACUGUGGGGGGUUGGACCUUCGCUCUAUGGAAGGAUGGAGUCAUGGAAGGUGCACUCAUGCAGUCUCCGUGCUCUGAGACAAAAUACACAGUGGGCUACUGGUCCCUGACGCGGCCGGCCGUGCUCUUCAUCGGCCGGGCAGAUGGCAGCAUGGAGGUGUGGGACCUGCUGGAGAAGAGCCACGAGCCCUCAGAGGUUCAGAACAUCACCAUAGACAGCAUCACCUGCAUCAAGCCCUUCUUCUCCAAGCUGCAUUUCCUGGCUCUGUCUGAUGACCUUGGGACCCUCCAUGUGGUUCAGAUCCCAUGGACCCUCUAUAACCCCAGCAGCAAUGAGAAACUAAAAAUUGGGAAGUACUUAGAGAAGGAGGUAGAGAGACUGCUUUACUUCAUGAAGAGGAGGGAGAUGCGAGGGCAGGAGAAGAACAGCAUGGAGGCCGAAGAACAAAGGAAGAAAAUGGAGCCAAUGGUGGGGGAGAGGACCAUGGAGGUGAAGGAGGAGGAGGACAGGAAGGAAUACGACCGUUACCUGGCGCAGGUUAAGGUGGUCCUGAAGGAACUGAGAAUGUAGCGGCAGCACACUGGGCGUGUGACAUUAAGAAAUACACCGCCAGAUGCAAGACAUAUUUACAUUUACGUUUUAUUUUUAUAUUAGGCAUUUUUAUACCCUGAGUUUGUGAUGACUAUGAUGAUUAUUUUGAGUAAAUCGUCUGAUGCACUGCUUUGCAUGAAAAGAAUCUGGGGCACGCCGACUUUUCAUCUCCACAAAGUAUAUAUAUUCUAAAUUUCUCGUUACUCCCUAAUGCCUUCUUCUCUGCCGGUCCUGGACCAUUUCAGCCGGCCGGCCAAUCAGAGAACGGCAUGCUUGACACAGCCGCGCGGCCCCUUCAUCAUAAAUGGCGGCCCCAUAACAUCUCGGCCCACCUUCAAGCGUCAAUAAUUUUCUAUGGCCAUCCGACAGCCAAAUUUGAGAAAAGUCAGUAUUUAUACCAGAGAUAUGGGUCUCUAUAUCACAGUCAUGGUUACCCUCAACUUUCACAUCGAUCUACAU
Molecule: messenger RNA, 3120 nt
Organism: Gadus macrocephalus (Pacific cod)
Lineage: Eukaryota; Metazoa; Chordata; Actinopteri; Gadiformes; Gadidae
Gene: dnai3
Product: dynein axonemal intermediate chain 3
Exons: 21
Coding region: 154-2640 (828 amino acids)
Biological process (GO): cilium movement involved in cell motility; inner dynein arm assembly
Cellular component (GO): inner dynein arm
Molecular function (GO): dynein heavy chain binding; dynein light chain binding
Source: RefSeq, a predicted model, not a curated record